GGUGAAAUCCUGACAUUUCAAGUUGAGUUCUUCAAUCUUUGCCAAAAUUCCAAGUUCCGAUACAGAGUUAAUCUGUACGUGAUAGAUGAUCGGUGGAGGGAUGUUUCGUUAAUUGAGUAUUGGCCAGUCAGAAUCAGAAUCUAAACUUCGGUGUAGCGUAUGAAUAUAUAGACGUAUAUGUAUGUAUAUUCUUGUAUGUACUUGUAUGACGGAAAACCAUCAAACACUAUUACAAUGAUUAAACCAAACGAGGAAAAUCUCAGGCCUUUCCAAUAUCCGCAAACUGUAGAAUUCAAUGGCCAUGAAGACCAACACUCUGUUGAAUUAUUCAGCACUGAUGUUACCAUUGUUCCAUCUCCUGGUGGACAUGAUCAUGGAAGUUCUAAAGUCAAGCUUAAAAACAUUGUCGAUUUUACAUGGGAACUUAGAUUCUAUACAGGACAAUUACUCGCUGUUCAUAUGUCUGGAAAAUAUCUUGCCUAUGGCAUUAAAGCAGGAGGUACAGGAGGAGGUGUUGUUCGGGUUGUGUACAAAGACAGAGAACAGCGUGCAUUGCUUAGGGGAAUGAAAGGCGCUGUACAAGAUUUGGCUUUUGCACACAUUAAUAGUGCCCUCUUGGCUUGCAUUGAUCAUUCGGGAAGUUUGUUUGUGCAUUCCAUAGAAUCUAUGCCUCUGAAAUUAGUAUGUACUUUGAUAUUACAAGUCGAUGCAGAGGAUACAUCCCCAACUAGCCAUCGUGUCAUAUGGUGCCCCUAUAUCCCUGAGGAUGAACCUGCCGAAGGUGAUGAAGUUUCCAAACUUUUAGUCCUGACUCGUGGGUCUAAAGCAGAACUUUGGUCAGUCGCAGCUGUUGCUGCAAGACUUGGACCAGGACCCAUCAAGGUCUCAGACGUUUCACAAAACGAAGAAUGGGGGGGAAUGAUGGAGAUCAAUCAACACUCUGGUACGAUAGUUGAGGCGACGUUCAGUCCAGAUGGUACUGCUCUUGCUACGGCAAGUCUUGAUGGCGAGAUAAAAUUCUUCCAAGUUUACAUGCAAAGCAAUAAUACUCAACAUGGCAAUCAGCAACAACCGAGGUGCCUGCAUCAAUGGAGACCUCAUGCUGGUCGUCCAAUUUCAUCUCUAUUUUUUUUAGAUGACCACAAAAAUUAUCAACCUGAUGCACAAUUCUGGAGAUUUGCAGUAACUGGCUGUGAUAAUAACUCUGAAUUGAAAGUCUGGUCGUGCGAGUCUUGGACCUGCUUACAGACGAUUAAAUUCGCUCCUUUGAACGGGAAAACACCAGUCUUGAAAGCGGGACUUGACUUGAGCGCCGGGUAUCUUCUACUUUCUGAUAUAUACAACAAAGUUCUGUACAUACUCAGUCUAGCUAAGGAUAGCGCAGAUGCCCUAGCUUGUGUGAAUACAAUAUCAGAAUUCUUGUUGCCUUAUCCAAUUCUGAGUUUUGGCAUAGUAGAUGCUGGACAACGAAGAGUUAGACCCACAGGAGAAUCUCUCGAAGAUUUAUGCCCAUUAGAAGAUGAAUCAGAAGAUCAGCUGGUAGUCAGGAUGUAUUUAGUUCAACCAAAAUCUCUGCAAGAGUGUCACAUUGCAUUUAGACCAGCGAUGCAAGUUGACGGUCAUUGUCUAAUGGACACUUUAACCCAUGACUCUCUAGAUUACAUGGAAGAUUUACCAGGUAUAGCUGCUGUUAACCAGAACGGUGAAGUGGAAGAGAACGGAGAUGAGGAAUUGACGGUCGUUGCAGCUAUCGAGGCAGCAUCUUCCAACCACAAUACAGGUCUGAACCUAAUGACACCUGAUGCAUUCAGCUCACCAGCUAAGAAAGAAGGAAACAAUUCAGACUCUAAUUCUGCAAGCCCUGAUCUAGGAGCGGUUUUGUCAGCGAGUCCCUCACUUGUGCAGGUUGUUCAAGCGUUAAAUUCAUCUGAACCUCCUUUAGCAACAAGCGAAAUAGGAGAGCAAGCCCCAGCCAGCGGAGGAAGCAGUCCUUCAAGAGAAGUUAGAGAGAUCUUUUCUCUGGGUGUCCCAGAAGCUGAGGCGGAAACUAAGCCAGAUUCAGAAACAGCUGUUGCAGAGAUUUGGCCUGGUAUUCCUAUUGAGUUAUUAAAAGAAGUUAAUGUUCCGGAUAUAGAAAAACCUGAAAAGUUUGCUGCCAGCGACCAGGAUACAGAGAUUGCAAAUAACAUACCAAAGAUUGAUUUACCUGAACCUCGAAUAGAAACCACCCGAACUGAAGAAAACAAAUGGCGUGUUACGGAUGAUGGACAUAUUCUUGCACUCACUACAAAGCUUGAUGCUAUUUUGAAAAUGGUUCAAGACCAGCAGCAGGAACUGAGAGAAUUAAGAUCUGAAGUUACUAGAUUGAGGCAAGAUACUCCCAUGGCGAAUCGGGUUGAGUCGGCAUUAGCCAGGGCUACUCAACAGCAAAACACAUCUAUGGAACAAACAUUACUGGUUCAGCUGUCUCGCCAACAGGAGGUCCUCCAUUCUCUCGAAAGCACUAUUACGGGAAAAUUAGAAAAAAAUUUACCACAAAUAGUAGAUGGUGCACUUGAUCCUUUGAGGCAUCAGCUGCGCCUUGAUGUUUCUCACAUGGAUGAACUCAUGAAAGAAAAUCUUACCCAGUUGGUGAAUGGUGCUCACAUACGCGAUACCCUCACCCUGGCAGCUGCUAAUGCUGCUAAACCAGCACUUGAUAGCGUUUUUAAAGAAGCUUUCACAAACGUACUCCUACCGGGAAUGGAGAGGGCAUGCCAGACUAUGUUUAGACAAGUUCAAGAUGCCUUUUCUAGAGGAACUCGUGAAUACAUUCAAAAUGUCGAUGCAGUAGCAGAUAAGCAAAGACAGCGAAGAAACGAACAGCAAAGCGAAGCCCUUGCAGCAACGGUUCGUCAGGAACUGCAAAACGAACUUACUAAAGGAGUCAGAGUCAUACAGGAAGGAACUACUAGAGUAGUUCGCGAUACAAUCAGAGAAAAUUUUAGCCAGCAUCUUACAGAAAUAUCUGGUGCAAGAGAAAGACUGUUUGGAAAACUGGAAAUUAUCUCUAGAUCACGGGCAACGACUCCUGGUCCUUCAACUCCAGUAGGGGCUGAUGCUCAAGCAAGAGUUCUAAAUCUCUUGCAAAGAGGUCAGCUGAACGCAGCAUUCCAGCAAGCAUUGAGUGCCAGUGAUUUGAACCUUGUUGUUCUUGUUUGCGAACGUACAGAACCAAGCCGAGUAUUUGCAACACCACCUGCUCCAGGUGGUGCACGUUGCUUACUUCAACAACCCGUUCUUCUAUCAUUGAUACAACAACUAUCUGCUGACUUGGGACAUAGAACUGAAUUGAAAUACAGAUGGUUGGAAGAAGCUGUGAUGAAUUUGAAUCCGGAAGACCCGGUAACUCAUGGACACAUGGGAACCGUCCUAUUAACUUUGCAGAACCAAUUGGCAGCAUUUGUGGCAGCCAAUCCACUUCAUCGAUCGGCUAGGCAGAUGAAAAUGUUAGCUAUGGCUGCCAAAGCCCUACGAACCCAAAGUCUGUGAUUCAAAUUUUGUUAAAUACAGUUGUAGUUUAAGUUCAUAUUUUAAGAAAAAAGACCGAGGUGACCUUGUGUAUGUUUCAAAAUAACAAAGAAACGGCACAUCAAAGACUGCAAGCGUAAUUAUCUCUAAUCAUUAUUUGCAUUGUGAGUUAUGAAACAGGUACUGAAAAUUAUUUAGGUGAUACAAUCUUGACUUUGAUGAUAACCUUGAACACGUUUGACAAAUCGAACUUUCAUUAUUGCCUUCUGUUUUCUUCCAAUUAAUUCUCCAGACUGACAUCCCUGAAGCUCGAGUAGAUAUUGAAAUUUCUUUCAGCUUAAACAGCCUCACGCAGCUAAAUACGUGUCAGAACUUUUCCUCUUGUGAAAAAAUACUGAUAGAAUAUGGCGAUUGCAGAUCUUUGUACACCGGUGUAUUAACCAGAUAGGUAUCCUUCGAACAAGUCAGUGAGAGAAAUAUUAGUAUCACUUAUUGAUAUUCAAUUGGAACAUUCGAAGAAUUUAGAUCUAAAAUUUUGUUUCCCUUUUUUAUAAUUAUUCUCAACCUACUCUUGAGUCGAACGAUAUUGUUUGUUGGAAAAAGAGGCUUCACUUGUUCUGUGCUAUUCCUUCUUAGGCCUUCAACCGUCGUGCAUUUCAACGAAUUAAACAAAUUGGCAAACUUGAAUUCAAAUUGCGGGAUAACGCUCAUAAUCAUAUCAUAUUUUGCAUGCUCAUAAUAUAAUAGCAUUGGGCGUUUAUUAUUCUGUGCAUUCAAAACAAAUUUCAUUCUUUUUCAUUAUGAUAAUAAUUUUAUUCACUCUAAUCUCUGCAAUUGUCUUCUUAUACAUAUAUGUAGUUGUAUUUUAAUACAAUUCCUAUAAAACUUUAUUAAUCUCCAUAGAUUUAAUCAUCAGAAUUGAAGCCCUUCUUGCAUUAUCGGGUAUUUAUGGUGCAGAUAUUCCUGUGUAAUAACGUUAGGUAUGUACAAAUAUGUACAAUAUCAAGUAGAAUGUUAAUUAGAAAAGUGAGUGUCGUUCUUAGCACAAAACAAACUGAAGAUGAGAAAGCAAAAUAAGACGACGCGUCCGGUACCUUCCUAAUACGUUAAUCUUGUUACUAAAUAUCUUAUCAUUUCAUUAUGUAAUUAAAUUUAAUCGCUAUUCCUAACUAUUGAGAAGAGAACUGCCCUAUUGAUUGCAUAUUGUAAAAGACGUAUAGAUUAUGCACGAUUCAGAGGGGCCGGAGAUAAGCAAAUACUUUAUUAUCACAAAUAUUGAAUAAUAAAUUUGAUUUCAUAUA
Athalia rosae (coleseed sawfly) is the source of this 4811-nucleotide messenger RNA. RefSeq names its product enhancer of mRNA-decapping protein 4 (gene Ge-1). Bases 178 to 3531 code for a protein of 1117 amino acids. Gene Ontology annotation, molecular function: protein binding. The transcript is spliced from 9 exons. Gene Ontology annotation, biological process: deadenylation-independent decapping of nuclear-transcribed mRNA. Lineage: Eukaryota; Metazoa; Arthropoda; Insecta; Hymenoptera; Athaliidae. Gene Ontology annotation, cellular component: P-body. The record is from RefSeq and is a predicted model, not a curated record.